AUGCCGACGGCAGCUGUGAGCGCAGUCGCGGGCGUCCCGAGCAGCCGUAUAGCAAAGCGCAGCGGGAACCGUCGCGUGUACAAGCAUUGGCGCAAGACCGAGCCACUUCUCCGAGGCAUUGCUACACCCAGCGAUGUAUCGACGAGCGCCAAGGUCCAGCUGGACGGCAAGUACGGCGGUACCAAGCGCGACCGCAACUUGGUCGCGCGAGUGACCACAAAAGAGCGACAGAUCACAAGCCUCCAGCGUGACGUCGCGCAGUACGAGGCGAAGAUCGCGACGUUGUCGGCGCAUCAUGCUGUCAACUGGUACGACGGUCUGUGUCUCCAACCAACCGGCGGCGACGCAAUCGAACACCCGUCACCACGCCCAGGGCUUCCGACCGCGUACUCUGCCGAGCAGGUGGUGCGGCUGCGCAACCAAACCCUCUGCGUGCUCUUGAUGCUUGGCAAGAUCGUCGACGAGGCCAAGCUCGACAUUGCCUUCAACGAAGCCUACCUCACGGCCGUGCGAAACGCACCAACGAGCUCGCCAACCACGCGCGAGGCGUCGACGACGCGCCAGGAGAUGGCAGCUGCGAUCGUUCACGACCUCAGUUUGACGGACAAGCCUUCUACGAUCCUAGCGUGGCUGCGCGAGUACCUCGAGCUUGGCGGCUUCAAGCGAGACGGGCGUGGCAAGCGGAAGCGCGACAACUAA
This is a messenger RNA of Saprolegnia diclina VS20, 699 nucleotides long. RefSeq lists its product as hypothetical. NCBI's taxonomy places the organism in Eukaryota, Oomycota, Saprolegniomycetes, Saprolegniales, Saprolegniaceae. The transcript is spliced from 3 exons. The record is from RefSeq and is a predicted model, not a curated record. Bases 1 to 699 code for a protein of 232 amino acids.